Molecule: messenger RNA, 378 nt
Organism: Hyaloperonospora brassicae
Lineage: Eukaryota; Oomycota; Peronosporomycetes; Peronosporales; Peronosporaceae
Source: the annotation of a GenBank genome assembly
AUGCUUCUGAUGAUGAUCAAGCGACUGGUGGCGAAGAUGCUCCGUCAUGCGACAUUCCGUUUCACUGCAGCCACGCGGUAUCUACUGGGCUUACCUCCCGUCGAUCUGCCACAUGGAAAGCAGCAGCUCCUGAGCACGAAGAGCGUCGACGACACAGUGCGGAGAGAACUUGCGGCCGAGUGGACUGCUGUAUUGGAAGAGAACAAGUGGGAGACUGGCGGUCAGAAUUUGCUGGACGAGACCGACAAACUCAGCCGCGAAGAUGCUUUUGGUUCCGCCACGGAAGACGAACUGAUCGAGCUGAGUGACGGAGAAGAGGGACCAGCGCUCGUCUCCUUGCUCGAUCCAAGCAGGUUCACCCGUUUGGUCUCGACCUGA